Molecule: messenger RNA, 628 nt
Organism: Sorghum bicolor (sorghum)
Lineage: Eukaryota; Viridiplantae; Streptophyta; Magnoliopsida; Poales; Poaceae
Product: transmembrane protein 256 homolog
Exons: 5
Coding region: 16-480 (154 amino acids)
Source: RefSeq, a predicted model, not a curated record
CCAAACAGCCGCAAAAUGACUGGACUGUCGACGGCCAGCGCCGACGAGCAAGGAGAGGAAAGAAUGCUGAAGCAGACAGCAGUAGUAGCAAGUCAAAGGAGGCCGAAGAGGCGAACGAAAGAGAAGAGGAAGAUGGUGGCGCCGAUGGAUCCGAUGCUGUGGCACAAGGUGGCUGCCGUCUCCGGGAUCGCUGCUUUGGGGCUCGGCACCUACGGCGCGCACAUGUUCCGCCCCAAGAACCCCGCGUACAAAGAGGUUUGGCACACCGCGUCCCUGUACCAUCUCGUCCACACCGCCGCGCUGCUCGGGGCGCCCAUCACCAAGCGCCCCAACGUCUUCGGAGGGCUCCUAACUGCUGGAAUCGUGCUCUUUUCUGGAACGUGCUACACCGUGGCUUAUCUUGAAGACAGGAAGCUUUCUUCACCGGCACCAUUGGGUGGCUUUGCCUUCAUAGCUGCUUGGGCCAGCCUCCUCUUCUGAUUAAAUUGUGCUUUUCCAAGAAAACAAAUAAAAAUCAUAAACCUCUGUAUUUGGUGCUUUAUUUGGUUAUAUGAAAAUUGUACUUGUACACUGUACAGAAUGCACCUGUGGUUAAUAAUUCAAUCUGUGAUCUUGUGUUUCUACCAAA